GAGUGCCGCGAAGCACACCGCACCACAGACCACACACGCACACCUCUCGCUCGGCUCUAGGCCUCUAGCCAGCUAUCCAGCAGCAAGUAGCUUCCCGGCGGCAGCGACGGCGAGAGGGCGGCUGCAGUCGGGCCGCCGGCGAGGGAGCUGCCACCAUCAUGCAAGGGGACCAGGCGGAGAAGAGGGGGAAGGUGAAGAAGGGGUGGCUGGCCGUGCGGGUCGGCCAGGCCCAGGCGGAGGCGGAGCAGGGCGACGGGUUCCGGCGGUUCGUCAUCCCCAUCGCCUACCUCUACCACCCGCUGUUCCAGCGGCUGCUGGAGGCGGCCCGGGACACGUAUGGCUACAGCUCGGCCGGCCCGCUCUGGCUGCCCUGCUCCGUCGACGAGUUCCUCCGCCUGCGCGCGCUCGUCGACCGGGAGACGGCGCACUCGCACUCCUCGUCGUCGCACCGCGUGCACGUGCAAGCCGGCGGCCACCACCAGCAGCAGCACGGCUACUCCUUCGCCCCGUGCACCCGCGCCAAGGUCACCUCCUGAUCGAUUAUCCAACAUCGAGCCCCGGCCGGCCGGCUUUCGUCUGUUGAGCACCGGAGCGCGCGAGCGGGAGGAGUUCAUCGUGUUUCUGCCACCUGCCGGAGACGACAGUCACACAUGUACACAUGUACACGUACACGUACAUAGACAGGGAGAGAGAUACCAGAUACGGAGAGGUAUGAGAGGCAGUCACACUAGGUGAUUAGUCUGGGAUCCAUAUUGCUUAUGAUUUUGGUUUUUGUACGGCUUUCUUUCUCUUCUGAUUCUUGCCCAUGUGCAUGUAUACUACUACUAGAUUGAUUAAUUAACAGACCACCGAUGUAUAAUUAACAGUUGAAUUCGAACACAGUCGUCAUAUAUAUACAGCCCCGUCUACAUA
Messenger RNA from Triticum urartu, 912 nucleotides. Its product is annotated as auxin-responsive protein SAUR32. The record is from RefSeq and is a predicted model, not a curated record. NCBI's taxonomy places the organism in Eukaryota, Viridiplantae, Streptophyta, Magnoliopsida, Poales, Poaceae. Gene Ontology annotation, biological process: response to auxin.